AUUCAACUAAAGCAUGCGUGUUUUAACCUAUAUUUCUUUUCCAAUAUUUGGAAAUCACAAUGUUUAUAAAAUUAAAAAUAAUACAGUGUUAACUUUAUAUAUUUUCUAAACAGCGUUAAAAAAUAAAAUAGGAAUAUUUUUUUAAUAAAUCUACAUAGUUCAAUUUCAAUUUUACCGACAUGAAUAACUUAAAGCAUCUGAAAAUUCGAUGCCUACCUGUUGAUGAUAUCAAGGGGCAAAUAAUUCAUAUAUCUCUUGGUGAUGACAAGAAAAGAAAAGAGAUAUACUACCUCCAGAAUGGUAGCCUCAACCUUAUUGAUUUGGAGAAGGCAGAGGAAUGUACCAUAUGCACCGAAAUACAUGAUGUGAUUCGUGCUGAGUACAUGCCCGGUCAUAAUAAAAUAUCUAUUUCGGCCAAAAGAAAUAUAUUCAUUAUUGACUGUGAUACUAAAGAAUUCUAUAAGAGAGAUUUCGAAGAAAUCCACCAGACUGGUUGGAGUAGUGGCUUUGAUAACUUUGCCAUUUUGUUCAAAAGUGGCGAAUUGUCAACUUAUCUAUUCGAUUCAAGGUGUGAAUUAAUCGAUCAGGCCACAGGUAACAUUCGUGCCCCAGCUCCUCAGCAGCAAUCUGUGGGAUGGGGAUCACAAAAGACUCAGUUUCAAGGUCCUUCACUACCAGAGGAAGGAUCUAGCAAUGAACUUCAUAUAAUACCUACUGACAAUAGAACACCAGUUAUUUCUUGGAGAGGAAAUGGUGAUGAAUUCGUGGUCACUUAUGUAGAACAUAAUGUCAGGGUAUUCAAGGUAUUUGAUAAUAACUGCUCUCCAAAGGCUCAUUCCGAAGGCUCAAAGGGACUGUUUUAUGGUCCUGUUGCUUGGAAACCCCAGGGUAAUAUUAUUGCUGCAGCUAUGUUCCACAAUGGCAAGAAUUGUCUUGGACUUUUUGAAAGAAACGGGCUCUUCAGGAUGCACUUUCCUCUUGUUGAUGUAUUGUAUCCAAUCAGUUCUUUAUUGUGGAGUAUAUGUGGAAGGGUCCUGAUCAUUUCUCAAGAAGAUGACAAAGGCAACUCUCAUGCAUGCCUUUAUACCACCUGUAAUAUGAAGUGGUUCCUGAAACAAAACUUGAUUUUCGGUAAAAACAAUCCUUUAUGCACAUUGACUUGGGUACCAACUGAUCCACAGUGCCUUGAGCUUGUAGCAGUUACCAAAAAUGAAGUUAUUGAAUAUAAAUAUAAAUUCCAAUUUGAUUAUGACCAUAACCAUAAUAUGAUUGUUGCUAUUAAUGGAAAAUCACUACGUAUUCAUGGUUUCUCAAAGUCUGUUGAUCCAUCCCCCAGCUGUACUUCAGUUACCACCCUUGCCAAUCCAGUCAAUAUGAUAGCUUUUCACCCAGACAAGGAUCUUUUAGUAGCAAUCGAUUCAUCGAACAAAAUCUAUUGUUUUGCUGUUAAUGGAAUUGAACUAACUCUCAGUAUACAGUCUUCCUUAGGAGCACAAUCAUUUCCAUUAAAGGUGAAUCAUUUAUUUUGGAAAGCAGAUAGUCCUCAUGUUCUAGUUGAAAAUCCUUCUGAAGGGCAUUCUAUAUUGUAUGAAUUUAAUGAGGAAUCCAAGCAGUUGGUGAAGAAACAACAAUUUGACGUUACUCAAUAUCCAAUUGAACAGAUUUAUGCUGUUGAUAACAUAGUUGUUAAGCAUGAUGCAAAAUUUAGAAAUAUACAUAGAGUAACAGAAACUCCUGUUACCUCACUGAACAUAGCUUAUCCAUAUGAAGUACUGCCACUGAAAUAUGAGAGUGAAAUUUUCUCUCUUGUGUUAAACCCAAAUCAGGACCUUUUUAUAGAAGAUGAGCUUGUUUGUAGAGGUAUAACCUCCAUGCUUGUAUAUAAAGAUUACUUGUUGCUUACUGAUAAUACAACUCUAUAUACUCUUAAAUUGAGUCGUCAAUCUAUGGAUACAUUGGCAGUUGAUGGCCUCUCAGAAUUUCAUAGUAGACCCCUCAAUGAAUUGGAAUACUUGGUAUGUAUGAUGGGGGACACUUCUAAUAUAAUUCUGCACACUCCUAGAGGAAACUUGGAGAUUGUUGCAUGCCGGUCCAUGCAAAUAAGGAAUAUUGAAGAGUUAUUGUGUAAAGGUGAAUGGGCUGACGUAAUCAGGAUCAUGAGAUUAGGCAGGCUUGACUGGAACUUACUGAUUGAUUUAGAUCCUGAAAGAUUUUAUGCAAAUAUAUCCAAAGUAGUGGCAGAGAGCGAUUCCCAGCAUACACUUAAUGCAAUAGUGGCCGAAGUUAGUGAUGAAAAUUGCUUAACUACUGUUUACAAAAACACCAUAGAAAAAAUACCCUAUUUAAGUAUGAAUAAAAAACGUCGAUUUUUGGAAAAACUCAGUGAGUACUUGGAUAAAAGCGGAUCUUUUGUUAAUUAUCUACCAACAGUUGUUAAAGUUUGCUUGGAUCAAAAUAAUGUCCAAAAAGCAAUGACCUACUUGUCAUUCCUGAUGAAAUCCACCGGAAAACAGCAUGAUAAAUCAGAACAAGCAGUAGCUCAAAUGAGAAUGCAGGUAGAGGCUGCUGAUUUAUUCCAAGCAGCUCUGUUCACGUUCGAUAUUAAUUUGGCCGAAUAUGUUGCUGAAAAAUGUCAAAUGAAUCCACAAGAAGUUGGACCCCUUCUGGAUGAAUUGAAGCAAAUGGAUAAUUUCGAAAGGAGGAUUCAUAUACAUUUGAGAUAUGAAAACUGGGAUACAGCUGUUACAUACAUGCUGAACAGGGAUCAGAAAGACAAGGAGGAAAUUUUAAAAUUCAUACGUGAACAUGAUGUGGCAAAGGCAGCUUACAUGGAAGCAAUUAAGAUCAAGGAAUUGGAUUUCAUGGAGGACAUUGCUCAACUUUAUGUUGAGAAACUUAUCCAGAAAAGACAUCACAGUGAAGCAGCAAUUAUACUAGUGAAAUAUCUUCUCUUUGACGAUGCCAUUGAACAGUUCAAGUUGGCUCUUGAUUAUAAAAAGUGCAUCGAAUACAUCCCUCAAUCUUCCCUCUCGGAGGAAAGUAAAAAACAGCUUUUCAUUGAACUUGCAGAGAAAUUAAUUGUUGCACAAAGGGUUCAGGAUGCUGCAAUAAUUUAUGAAACACAGCUUGAGGAUUACACAACAGCCGUUAAAACACUGACUGAGGGAGGACUGUUCACUGAUGCUCUGAGAAUUGCUAAAGAACGAAGCCUUAGUAACUUGAUUGAUAUAUUAAUUCUGCCCAAAAUGUUCAGUAUGGUACAAAAAAUCAGAGACAUUGUUGAGGAUACCACUAUCAAAUUCAAAAAAGGACUUGAGCGUUUAAACAGGCUACGCAAUGAUAAGAAGUAUUUGUUUGAGAAAUCCCUGAAACGUAGUGGUUUAGGUGGAGCACUACUUACAGAGUCAUUGGCCUUUAGGCGUAAAAGAACUGAUGGACUUGAGAAACAAAAUGAUCAAGAAUUUGAUUUACAGUCGCUUGUGUCCCAGAGAUCUUCUAGAUCUACUUCUUCUUCAAGUACAACAGUCACGCAGAAACAAGUUCGUAAGAUGGAAAAACAGAAACAGGAUACAACUGAGGGCAGUAAAUUUGAAGAUAUAGCUUUGAUGCGAGAAUUGCACAUCAUGAUCACUCUAAUCUUCAAAUAUGGACCAGAAGCAAAGGAAUUGUUCCUCAGAUUGAUUGAAUACAGUAUAAUGGAUUUAACUACUUUGCAUCAACACCAUCAGAAGCUAUAUGAUCUGCAGAUCCUCAUGCAAGAUGAAGUUCACAACAUCUGGGAUGAGGAAUUCAGGUCAGGUUCAACUGUAAAUCACAUAAAUGAAAAUUAUUUCUUUAUGGAUGAACAAUAUCGUGUCAUUCCUCCUGAGAUUGAUAAUCCAGGUUUGACUUGGGCACUUGAAAUAUUCAAACAAUGAUUCCAACUUUUUAUAAUCUCUAUUCGUUGUUCCUUAUUUAUUUUAUAUUUGACGUUUAGUUGAAGUUUCGACAAAAAAAUAUUGUUCCAGAAAUGAAUCACAUUCAUAUGUUUCAGUUUUUACAUGAUGUCAUGUAAUUUGUAAAAAUUACACUUCAAACUUGGGAAGUAUUCCUAUCUUAUUUUGGGGACUACAGAAUGGAAUCAAAUAAUUCAUCGUUCUAUAGUUUUAUGGAACUCUUAUUCCUCACUGUAAUUUUGUAAAGUUCAUAACCGUUCUAUAAUUCGUUUCAAUAAAAAAUGUUCCAAUGGA
Messenger RNA from Coccinella septempunctata (seven-spotted ladybird), 4229 nucleotides. RefSeq names its product elongator complex protein 1 (gene Elp1). Bases 180 to 3917 code for a protein of 1245 amino acids. The record is from RefSeq and is a predicted model, not a curated record. Gene Ontology annotation, molecular function: tRNA binding. Lineage: Eukaryota; Metazoa; Arthropoda; Insecta; Coleoptera; Coccinellidae. Gene Ontology annotation, cellular component: elongator holoenzyme complex; cytosol. Gene Ontology annotation, biological process: tRNA wobble base 5-methoxycarbonylmethyl-2-thiouridinylation. The transcript is spliced from 7 exons.